Messenger RNA from Lindgomyces ingoldianus, 816 nucleotides. Its product is annotated as PHP domain-like protein. Gene Ontology annotation, molecular function: RNA binding. Gene Ontology annotation, cellular component: nucleolar ribonuclease P complex. The record is from RefSeq and is a predicted model, not a curated record. Gene Ontology annotation, biological process: tRNA processing. The annotation marks the transcript as partial. Lineage: Eukaryota; Fungi; Ascomycota; Dothideomycetes; Pleosporales; Lindgomycetaceae. The transcript has a single exon.
CUCCGCAUCCUACGAAGAUGCAACAUCUUCCUCACCGACGCUACGACGAACCACCGUAUCCCUCAACUACAGCAAGCUUAUGACAUUCUCGCUGCUCGGCCAACCGAUGAGCGGACCCUCCUGCAAGCAUGUCAGACCCUUGAUGUCGACCUCAUUUCCCUCGACCUGACCCAACGAUUUGAGAAACACUUCAAGUACAAAAUGCUGUCCGCAGCAAUAGCGCGCGGAAUUAAGAUUGAACUGUGCUACAGUCCGGGGCUAUUCGCUAGCAAUCCAGCAGCGAAGACGAAUCUAGUCGGCAAUGUGGUUCAGCUCAUCAGGGUCACCCGAGGACGAGGGCUAAUAUUCAGCUCUGAGGCGAGGAACGUACUGGGGAUCCGCGCACCAAGCGAUGUUAUCAAUCUAGCUUCAAUCUGGGGGCUAGGCCAAGAGAGGGGCAAAGACGGCCUGACAAAAGAGGCCAGGAGCGUGGUCGAAUUUGCGCGGUUGAAGCGGACUAGCUUUAGAGGGGCCGUCAACGUCAUAUACGGAGGCCAGCAGCCUGUAUCCGAGGCAGCCGUGGGAAAGAGCAAGAAUAACCAGAAAGGUCUGGGUAAAGACCAGCGGGCGAAUGCAGAAGCCCAGAAGAAACGGAAGGCCGAGAGUCUAGAGGGCACUCCGGUGAACCAGUCUGGAGAAGACCAGCCCGGAGAAGAUCAGCCCAUGUCCAAAAGGGCGAUGAAGAGAGCUAAAAAGGCUAUGCUUCAGGUUGGCCAGAAGAGCAGUGCUGAGGCCGGCACGACAGAAGCGGAGAAUAUACCCAUCAUGCAGAAAUAG